Molecule: messenger RNA, 774 nt
Organism: Phyllotreta striolata
Lineage: Eukaryota; Metazoa; Arthropoda; Insecta; Coleoptera; Chrysomelidae
Source: the annotation of a GenBank genome assembly
AUGAUAGUUUUACCGGCACCCCCGCCUAAAGAUUACCGGCUCGAAGAAAUCAACAAAAGAUUAUUAUCAUCGCAUUUGUUCACGCCCAACGGGGAAUUGAGAAUCACCCAACCGACGAUUGGAAAACAUUGCGUACCCAUUCAUUAUCGAGACGACGAAGCGAGAGAUUUGAGCCGAGUAUCGCGAAGGAAACCCCACCCGAAGAUCCUCGAGAAAUUCAUGUUUAACGAGAAAUAUUCCUGGGUCACUGCACAAGGGAAAGACGAUUUUCUAAUUCACGAUAUGUACAAGAAAUACACCGUUAAAUCGCCCAGUUACGAUCCCAGAUUCAUGCAUAAAGAAAAAAUCUUCAACCGUUCGUGCCAGUACGAAAUGUCCUGCUCCAACGCCUUGAGACACGAGAAAUUCGAGAAGAAAGUGAAGAAAGACGAUCUGGAAUUCGAAUACUAUUACGGGAAAUUGGCGGAAAUAGAGAGGGCCAAAAAACCGCCCGAUAUUCAAAUACGGCCCUGCAUCGAACGGGCCCCCUAUUGGUGGCUGGAGAAGCCCGACGAGACCAUCGAAAAGAAGAAAUUCCCGAUGGAAUCCCUCGCUGUGGAACCGCCCAGGUUCUUCGAUAUACCGAAUUUUACGGCGUUCGUAAAAGACGAUCCUUGUCGAAGGAAGAAAGAUAUGCUAUUGGUUGGAAGAAAAUUCAAACACGACGCUUGUUUGUGGUAUUACGAAACUUAUCCACCUCCGAACAUCAAAUUCCUGCCCAAAAAACUCGAAUAA